GUGGAGAUGCAUGACUUAUUGCAAGAAAUGGGUAAAGAAAUUGUUCGACAAGAAUCGCCUAAAGAAGCUGGCAAGCGUAGUAGAUUGUGGUUUUAUGAAGAUGUUCGCCAUGUAUUAGAAGAAAAUACAGGAACAAACACAAUUGAAGCGAUUUUGUUAGAUUUUCCUAAAGACGAUGAUGACAUGCAGAUACGCUUGCAUUCAGAGGCAUUUAUGAAUAUGAAGAAUCUUCGAUUAUUGUUUAUAAAUUGGAAUAUUGUGCAAUUUUCUGGAGGACCACCAAAUUAUCUUCCUAAUAAGAUAAGAGUGCCUGAUUGGCCUGAAUAUCCUUGGUCAAUUUUGCCUUCUAAUUUUCAUGGAAAUAAGCUUGUUGAAUUUCAAAUGCCUUUUAGCCUCAUUAAGGAGUUAGGCGUCCUAAAAUCCAAGAACUUGACAGUUAUGAAUUUAAGUGAGUGUCAAUUCUUAACAAAAAUUUAUGAUCUUUCAAGUUGCCGAAAUUUAGAGAACUUGGAUCUUGGAGAUUGUGAGAACUUAGUUGAGGUCCAUGAUUCCGUUGGAUUCCUUGAUACGCUUUCGAGUUUUCUUGUUAGUGGAUGUUGCAAGCUUAGGAUUUUGUUGAAAAGAUUCAAGUUGAGAUCUCUAUGUUUUUUUAAUCUUUAUGAUUGCUCGAGUCUUAAAGACUUUCCAAAGAUUGAAUGUGAAAUGGAAUUUUUACAUGUGUUAGAUUUUGGCGGCACUAGCAUAAGAGAACUACCUUCAUCAAUUGAGAACCUUACUCAGCUUCAAGAAUUAUAUGCUAUAGACUGCAAAAACCUAAGGCAUCUCCCAUCUAGCAUUUUUCAGUUGCAAAGUCUACGUAUUGUCAAAGUCAAGGAUGGUAUACAAUGCACUCGGGUUGAAUAA
Messenger RNA from Juglans microcarpa x Juglans regia, 903 nucleotides. Its product is annotated as probable WRKY transcription factor 19. The record is from RefSeq and is a predicted model, not a curated record. NCBI's taxonomy places the organism in Eukaryota, Viridiplantae, Streptophyta, Magnoliopsida, Fagales, Juglandaceae. Gene Ontology annotation, biological process: defense response. Bases 7 to 903 code for a protein of 298 amino acids. The transcript has 3 exons.